GCGUGGCCAGCCGCCACCUCCCUCCCCGCGCAGUGCUCUUCCGGGAUCGAGUCGCGGUGAGUGGGGCGCGAACUUUCUGGAGCAGCAGCGGCAGCGACCAUGGCACCACCUUGGGUACCCCCCGUGGGCUUCACCCUGGUGCCCAGCCUCGGGGGCUUCGUGGGCUCCUACUUCGUGCGAGGGGAGGGUCUCCGCUGGUACGCUGGCCUGCAGAAGCCCGCGUGGCAACCGCCGCGCUGGGCACUGGCCCCCGUCUGGGGCACGCUCUACUCGGCCAUGGGAUACGGCUCCUACAUGGUCUGGAAAGAAUUGGGGGGCUUCACAGAGGAGGCUGUGGUUCCCCUGGGUCUCUACGCUGGGCAGCUGGCCCUCAACUGGACAUGGCCCCCCAUCUUCUUUGGUGCCCGAGAAAUGGGAUGGGCCUUGGUGGACCUCCUGCUCAUCAGCGGGGCGGCGACAGCCACGACCGUGGCCUGGCACCGGGCGAGCCCCCAGGCCGCGAGACUGCUGUACCCCUACCUGGCCUGGCUGGCCUUCGCCACCGCGCUCAACUACGUGAUAUGGCGCGACAACCGGGGCUGGCCCGGGGCCGGGCGGCGGCUCCCAGAGUGAGGCUGCCGGCCUGCCGAGCCCCGCCGCCACUGCCAGCCAGGCGAUCCCGGCGUGG
Molecule: messenger RNA, 667 nt
Organism: Perognathus longimembris pacificus (Pacific pocket mouse)
Lineage: Eukaryota; Metazoa; Chordata; Mammalia; Rodentia; Heteromyidae
Gene: Tspo
Product: translocator protein
Exons: 4
Coding region: 100-612 (170 amino acids)
Cellular component (GO): membrane; endoplasmic reticulum
Molecular function (GO): cholesterol binding
Source: RefSeq, a predicted model, not a curated record